AUGGAUAAUGGCAAGUUAACAGGGGAACCUUUCCUUGAUAUCAGAAAAGCUUUCGAUUCAAUAGAUCAUGUUAUACUACUUGAAAAACUAGCUUUCUAUGGCGUUUCUCAACUUGAACUUGCAUGGUUUAAAUCCUACCUCUCAAAUCGGCAACAACAGUAUCAAGUAAAUGGCUGCCUCUCUAAUAAAG
This is a messenger RNA of Paramuricea clavata, 190 nucleotides long. The record is from the annotation of a GenBank genome assembly. Lineage: Eukaryota; Metazoa; Cnidaria; Anthozoa; Malacalcyonacea; Plexauridae.